This is a messenger RNA of Prunus avium (sweet cherry), 825 nucleotides long. The record is from RefSeq and is a predicted model, not a curated record. Lineage: Eukaryota; Viridiplantae; Streptophyta; Magnoliopsida; Rosales; Rosaceae.
AUGCGCAUACUUCAAAAAAGGUUUGCUGACGCCCACAAAGGCAGGACUAAAAGCUCGGGACCUAAGGUAGUGGUGGCAGUUGAUGAUGAUGGAAGUGACGAAGAUGAUGCUGUAGAACCUGGGAUUAGCACCCAUGAGCAAGAGAGGAUUCACGACACAAGUGGCAUGGAUGAGGACCUGGACAAAGACCAAUAUUACUGCCUUGAUGAAGGCACCUACCUGGAUCCCAACACUCACUCGAAGGAGCCAGAUGCCUCAAACAUGCCUCUCGGAUUUGCUAGCAGCCACGGGCGACGCAUUAACGUUGAACCAGCUGGCUCUAGUCUUCCUGCUGCUGUCACCGACACCACACAAGCUACCAACAAGAUUGAGGGUGCUCCACAAGGCGCAGAGGGUACACCUUAUACUCCUCCAAUUGACGCAGCUGCUGAUGCCGCCCUGCACCUCCCAGCGGUGCCGCCUCCUACUUCUCCUCUUCCUAGAACAUCUGACACAGCUGCUGGCAGGACUCUGAACCUUCCAGCAGCAUCGCCUCGUGGUGAAGCUACUAGCGAGAGUCUGCAGGUUGGUGAUGUUCCCACCAAGAGUGCCCCCAUGGGGCAUUUAUUAGAGGGAAAUCUAUCCUGGCAGGAUUGGGAGAAUUCUUUCACUGCGUUCAAAGCCUUCUUUGAUGGUGGCGUCAAAAUUCUUCGGUCCGUCGAUGAGCUUCUUCCACUUUGCUACAAAUUUGAUGGAUAUGCGACGUUCCAGGGUGCUUUCGUAUUCCCGAAAACAGUUGAAGUUUUGAAGAAAUUCAUGGACAAAUACGGAGGUGUUUGUGCUUGA